Molecule: messenger RNA, 3694 nt
Organism: Bufo gargarizans (Asiatic toad)
Lineage: Eukaryota; Metazoa; Chordata; Amphibia; Anura; Bufonidae
Gene: CAMK1D
Product: calcium/calmodulin dependent protein kinase ID
Exons: 11
Coding region: 466-1647 (393 amino acids)
Biological process (GO): peptidyl-serine phosphorylation
Cellular component (GO): intracellular anatomical structure
Molecular function (GO): calcium/calmodulin-dependent protein kinase activity; ATP binding; calmodulin binding
Source: RefSeq, a predicted model, not a curated record
UUUGUGCUCGCUGCCCAGGAAAGGAGCCUCAUUGACGCGCAUGGGGUUUUGGUGCAAUGCGAAUUAUCUCUGAAGUCAUUAUUGAGUUAGUGCUGUCAGGCUGAGCAGGAGCUCACCCCCGGCCACAGGGUGCUGUCCCCAUAACAACACGCGCUAAUCCUCCCCUGGUAGCACCGUAGCUGUAGGGGGAGCCCAGCCUGGCAGCACCACCCCCUGCUCGUGUGUGAUAACACUGCCAUGCACUGCUGUCUGUGGAGAGGGAGCUCUGUGUGACAGGGGAUACCUGCUGUGCCAGCGCCACAUCCUACCGCCGAGAAAGAACCUGCAGGGUAACCGUCCGGUCGUUUCUUCAGACCGCUUGACGCUACUUAUUUGAACAAGCAGGAAGUGUUUAGUAGAAGAGGACGGGGCACCGAGAGGUGAACUCUUGCUUUGUGGGUGACAUCCGAAGUCUGACUUGUUGACAUGGCUCGGGAGCAUGGAGAUAACAGCACGUCCUGGAAGAAGCAGGUGGAGGACAUCAAGAAGAUUUUUCAAUUCAAGGAGGUUCUUGGCUCGGGAGCAUUUUCAGAAGUCAUUCUAGCUCAAGAGAAACAGACCGGUAAACUUUUUGCUGUGAAGUGUAUUCCAAAGAAAGCACUAAAGGGGAAAGAAAGCAGCAUAGAAAAUGAAAUUACAGUUUUGAAAAAGAUCAAACACGAGAACAUCGUUGCCUUGGAAGACAUCUAUGAGAGUCCAAGUCAUUUGUAUCUGGUCAUGCAGCUGGUGUCUGGCGGAGAACUGUUUGACCGAAUCGUGGAAAAGGGGUUUUAUACAGAGAAAGAUGCAAGUACGCUCAUCCGACAAGUGUUAGAUGCUGUCUUCUAUCUUCACAGACUUGGAAUCGUACACCGAGAUUUAAAGCCGGAAAAUCUACUAUAUUUCAGUCAAGAAGGAGAGUCAAAAAUUAUGAUAAGUGAUUUUGGUCUCUCAAAGAUGGAAGGUAAAGGAGAUGUGAUGUCCACAGCCUGUGGAACACCUGGGUAUGUUGCUCCAGAGGUCCUAGCCCAGAAACCAUAUAGUAAAGCAGUAGACUGUUGGUCCAUUGGCGUAAUUGCAUACAUUCUGCUUUGUGGGUAUCCGCCUUUCUAUGAUGAAAAUGAUUCAAAAUUGUUUGAACAGAUUCUGAAGGCAGAUUACGAAUUUGACUCUCCAUAUUGGGAUGAUAUAUCAGAUUCAGCUAAAGACUUUAUCAGCCAUUUGAUGGAAAAGGAUCCAAACAAGAGAUACACUUGUGAACAAGCCCUGAGACAUCCAUGGAUUGCUGGAGAUACAGCCCUCUGUAAAAACAUACAUGAAUCUGUAAGCGCUCAAAUCCGUAAAAACUUUGCGAAAAGCAAAUGGAGGCAAGCAUUUAAUGCUACUGCAGUAGUGAGACACAUGAGAAAAUUGCACCUUGGAAGCAGCCAAGACAGUUCAAGUAUGUCCAGUGGACACAGCCCUGCAAGCCCUCUUCCAGAUGGAACAAGUCACAAAGACUGUAAGUCUCCAUCCAGCCCAUAUAGCUUCCUAUCUGGAGUAACCUCAUCUUCGGCUAUUACAGCAGUAGGUGGUGAUCGUAGGCCAAGACCAGCCUCAAUCACAACAGUGCAUUCUGGAAGCAAAUAAGCAGCCAAAGAUUGAGUCAGGGAGUUGACUCUCUUCAUUUGAUUUAAUUCUGAAUUGUGCACUGCAGGAUGGACUCAUAGUACAUAAAAGGAAUUUUUUAUGGCCAUAUUUUAUACUUCAACAGAGAUGGUUUCAUGUAUAAUAAACUGCAAUGGCUCCAGCUCCAAUAAGGCAAAAUAGUUUGACUGUAUCUGGUGCUGCAUGAGUCUUGCAAUAUUCUUACUACUGGACAUUACUUUUUUCUGAUAAUUUGCUUUUUUCUCAACGUGGGUAUCGGUAUUGUAUAUGUUGUAUUUUUUCAUUAAUUGAGGUUUCAACUGGAUUAUUUAAUUACUACUGAUUUUGGUGGUUUACUUUAUAUUUUUAUGCUAAUAUGAUAUUUUGCAUUGAAAUCAUGGUGUUCUUUUUUUCUUUUUUUCCUUGCACAGAAUAUUGUAAGUAAAGUAUGAGAAUCUGAAAGAAAAAAACAUAUUUUGUGAAUGACAACACUGGAACAUAUUCCAGCAUGGAAGCAAUCACAUCUUUUUAAGAAAUGGCAUUCAAUUUUGCCCCUCCCCUGAUUUCUCAUUUGUGGUUAAAACACCAACUUUAAGGAAAACACAUUGAUUGCCUAUCUUUAGGAAUAGGCCCCAAUGUGACACUAGUCCGACCUGACUGAUCAGCAGAAUAGAAGGGCUGUGUUCCUCCUGCACUUGAAUGGGGCUGAGGUGCAGUGAUAGACGCAGCUGGAUGUACGGAAGCACCAGGGUGCCUGGAUAAACAUUGAAAGGGUCGGAGCGCUGCCUUCAUUGUGUUUGGGGGUGGGGUACCCCAUAGAUCUUAAGAAUAGACUAUUUAAUAUAUUCUCAGAAAACCCUUUAAUGGCUGCUCUAAACAUUACACACUUCUUUGUGUUGCAAAUUGGUGAAGGGGUUGUUACACUAAACAUUUUUUUUUCUAUGUGCAGAUAUUUCCUUAAAAAGUGCAUACCGUACAUUUACAGUGGUAAUACCACUAAUGUACUUUCCCUGCAUUCUGGUUACCUGCCACUAAACAUGAGUUUUUAUUCACCAAAAUAUGUUUCAGGUUCCUUUCUGGGCAAAUUAAAGUGUAUUAAAAAGGGCUUUGUAAUUAGCUGUAAGGACCUUGCUCUGGUAAUAUAUUUUACAAAAAGAAAAAAAUGAUUCAAAAUCUAAAGUUGAAAUAUAGUAUUUGUGAAAUUGUGUCAAAUGUUUUAUCUGCUAUUUUGCACAAAACUAUGCUCUUACAGAAAUUGCUAUUUGCAGUCAAUUUCACAUUGUUCCAUAAUUUAGGACUACAAAAAUUAGACUUUCCCCUAUUUGUUCAGAAGUUCUAAAUCUGCACAAAAUAAAUGCGCCUAUACAUAUUGUAUUUGAUUUUAAAAACCAAACAAGAUCUAAUCUAUUGAAAACUUGCAGUGUGGGUUGUUAAAGAUAAUAGGGGGUUAUAAUUAGCAGACAGAUAUCUUCUUAUUAUAUUUAUAAGCUUAAUUUGCUUAAGUUAGAUGAUAUAACGUCAUGCAAAAGUAUUUAGGUAUACUUUAGGUCAUUACUUAUACCUUUUCUUUGUCAUGUAUUAUUUUGAAUCAUUUGGGAAAACUUUAUUUUACUUUGUGCUUUUCUUUUUUGUUAAGAAUAUCCUAUUUUUAAUAUAUUUUUGUUACUAUUAUCUUGUAUUUAGGGAUCGAAAAUAUGGGAAAAUUGUAGACACAGCAAAUACUUUAACUAAGGAAAUUAUUUUUGUUAGUAAUAGAUUUUGUAAAGUGCUCACAACCAAACACUUGUGCAAUAGAACAUUUACACAAUUUAGAAAAUGACAACUAAAGGUAGUAGUAGGGAAAUAGAAAAUUAUUGUUAUGAAUACUACUUCUACUUUUUUAGCAUUUUUUUCUAUCACUACUACUGUGUUUUGGAAGAUAAAUGGAAUAAAUGCAUAUUAAAGAAGCUCUCCAGGAAAAAAAAAAUGUUAAUAUGGAUAAAUUCCUAAAUGCCUUUAUAUCAUUUUUAAUUGCUUGUUUUGUCUAUGGAUGAUCAGUAGAAGAAUUAAA